Mytilus californianus (California mussel) is the source of this 4910-nucleotide messenger RNA. Its product is annotated as serine/threonine-protein phosphatase 2A regulatory subunit B'' subunit gamma-like. Gene Ontology annotation, biological process: cortical cytoskeleton organization; T cell homeostasis; regulation of dephosphorylation. The record is from RefSeq and is a predicted model, not a curated record. NCBI's taxonomy places the organism in Eukaryota, Metazoa, Mollusca, Bivalvia, Mytilida, Mytilidae. The transcript has 13 exons. Gene Ontology annotation, cellular component: centrosome; spindle. The coding region runs from base 106 to 1464 and encodes 452 amino acids.
GCUCAUCUGUUAUGAAAAUGGAGAGGGAAGAUGGAACAUGUUUCUAGAUAUUAUAAACAUUUUGUUGGUAUUUCGCCCCAUGCCUCCAUGUAUUACUGAUAAAACAUGACCAAAACACCAACACAGAAAAGGAAAAGCAUGGAGUGGUGCAAAAUUUUAAAGAAAUAUGUUGAAAGAAAUAAAAAAAAAAGACAUACAGAAGAGAUAAAAGCAGAGGAUUUCGAAAUCUUCAAUGAGUACUAUCAGAAUUGGCGUGGAAUUAAUGAAGAGUAUAAGAAUAUUCCUAGUCUUUAUGUUAAGCUACCUACCGAAGAAGAACCUUUGUUACUUAAACUCAGGGAAGAAUCCAGAGCGGUGUUCUUACAGAGAAGGAGUAGAGAACUUCUAGAUAAUGAUGAACUGCAGCGUCUCUGGUUUCUGUUAGACCAACACCACACCCCGCCAAUAGUUGGAGAAGAUCAGAUGAUUAACUAUGAAGAUUUCCAGAAAGUUGGCUCAGAAGCAGGAGCAAAAUGCCAACAGUUUUUCUCAGCAUCAGUGUUCUGUAAACUUCUACAAACAGAUCCCUAUGGCAGAAUAUCUAUCAUGCAGUUCUUUAACUAUGUGAUGAGAAAAGUCUGGUUACAUCAAACUAGAAUUGGUCUGUCUUUGUAUGAUGUUGCUGGACAAGGCUAUCUCAAAGAAUCUGAUUUAGAAAAUUACAUACUAGAAUUGAUUCCAACUCUUCCACAGUUAAAUGGAUUGGAGAGAUCUUUCUACUCAUUCUAUGUAUGUACAGCUGUUAGAAAAUUCUUCUUUUUUCUGGAUCCAAUGAGGACUGGUAGAAUUAAAAUUCAGGAUAUAUUAGCUUGUAGUUUUCUAGAUGAUUUAUUAGAGCUUAGAGAUGAAGAUUUGUCAAAGGAAAUGCAGGAGUCUAAUUGGUUUUCUGCACCUUCAGCUUUACGAGUUUAUGGGCAAUAUUUAAAUUUAGAUAAAGACCAUAAUGGCAUGUUAAGUAAAGAAGAAUUAGCAAGAUAUGGUACUGGUACCCUAACUGAUGUAUUUUUAGAUAGAGUUUUUCAGGAAUGUUUAACUUAUGAAGGAGAAAUGGACUACAAAACCUACCUAGACUUUGUAUUAGCGUUAGAAAAUAAGAAGGAACCACAAGCAUUAAGAUACUUAUUUAGAAUAUUAGAUGUCCAACAUAAAGGAUACCUGAAUGUGUUUGCUCUUAAUUAUUUCUUUAGGGCUAUUCAAGAACAGAUGAAGCUUCAUGGACAAGAACCUAUAUCAUUUCAAGAUGUGAAAGAUGAAAUAUUUGACAUGGUCAAACCUAAGGAUCCAUUAAAAUUAACACUACAAGAUUUAAUUGUGAGUGGUAAAGGUGAUACAGUGGUCAGUAUUUUAACUGAUUUGAAUGACUUCUGGACAUAUGAAAACAGAGAAUAUCUAGUCCCAGAUACGGCUGAGGAAUCCGAGAUCUAAUGGCAGUUAUAAUUCAUCAACGGGAACUUGUGCAACUUAAUACAUCAUGUAGCAGUUUCCUUAGAUUUGUGAUAGAAUACUAGAAUUUUAAAAAGGACAAAAACCAGUAUUGCAAUAUCAAAUAAUGAUGUAUCACUUCAUAAAAACUUUGUCAAUUUCAUUUAUUCAUGGUAAAGGGCAGUUCAGUCAUUUUACAAUAAGCCUCCUCCAUACAAGUCAUGCAUUACUAGUCAUUUAAUACUUGAAACCGUCCACUUUCUGAAGAUAUUGGAUAAGUUGUCUCGUGUCAGAUUUAGAUAUAGAGUAUUUAAAGGGAUAGCUAAAUUUUUCAUAAUGUUGAAAUUGCAGACAAUGGUUUUGAAUUAAUACACAUUUUGUUUAAGCUUUCUGUUUUCUCAUCUGAAAAAUUGUACAAUAAUUCAUGGUGAUGUAUAUAGUAGAAAUCCUAACAUUUUUAGAAAUAAUAAGGUGAUGUUUAUAUAAAUGUGUGCCAUUACUAGUAAAUCCUAAAAUACAUUAAUGCUCCAAAUUACAUUGCCAGAUAAGUAUUAGUUAAGAUUUAUGUCUUUAUUUCUUUUCCAGUCUUACAUAACACCAUGUUUUAUAUAAAACAUUUCUAACUACAAAUAUUUAUUGAUUGUAUAUCAUCUUAAAUAAGACCUUUAUGGAUUUGUUUCAAAGUAGAAAUUUUCCAACAUAACGUGAAUAUAAGAUAUACUUAACUUCAAGUAAAACAUACAAAAAACUUGUCAGUAUAUGUUUCUGUGCACUGCCUAACUUCUUAGUGCAAUUGAUCAUAUGAGUUUUUCAGAGCUUUAUCUAGUUAUUAAGUUUUUUCCUAGAUAGGUUAGUUUUGAAGAUCUAUUCAUCAGUUUCUUAUUUUUUUAAUUAGAUAUACAUUUGUACAUGUUAUUGUUUCCGCCUCACCCAUGGAUUUUACUAAGCCUCUAUGGAUCAUAGGUUGUCUGUAGUGAACCGUAGAACAAAUUUAUCGUACACAUGACUUUUCCUGCUGACUUAUGUAUAAAAAUAAACAAUGAAAUACAAUAACAUUAAUAGAUGGCAUCACCAAUAUUAGUAGAAGUGACGUCAUGAUACCCCUAGGAAAUCUACUGACCCCCUACAGAUUCUUAGGGGUCACCACAUGACGGCGUUAAACCAAUCACAAAGUCACUUAUUUACCUGAGGUGCAAUGAGAUCUUAUAUUCUGUAUUUACCUAGAAUUUCAUAUUGUCGAGAACAUUUUGAAAGGAAACAUACCCGUACCACAAAUUUUGACCAUAAAUUAGAAACAAAAAUAAACUAUUUACUUUUAUUACUUCAAACUAUUUAAGGAAUUAUAUUUAAAAAAUAAAGAAAGCCCAAUGACUUACAACUGUGAUAUAGCAGUGUACUGAUUUAAACUAACAGUGACAAUAUACUCUUAGGUGUCCCUAAUUUUAAUGAACCAUUAGAAAUUGUUUUUUAGAUAUUUUGUUAUUGUCUGAAUAGUUUGUCUUGUUAAAGUUUGUUUUUUCAAUGUUUGUGUAUUUUGUCAUUGUUUGUACUGAGAGAUUGUAAAUUUGUGUAUUCUCAGGCUCCAAGCACAUCAUAGUUCUAUUGUACUUAGAAAUUAUUAGUCUCAUUUUUAGAGUAAAGUAAGUUAGACUUUAGGUAUAUAUUAUUAUCAAAAUGAUAAGUGUUUUUUCUUAGUUGUUUCUACAAAUAUAUACAUGUAUCACAAAAUAGCUGAAAAAAAAUUAAGACAAAUUACUUGUGAUAUAAUACAGACUAUGUUUUGUCUCAAAUUGUGAUGUAUUGUCAUUUCUUGUCAUCCUUAUUACAAUGUCUUCUGUUAUUGUCAAUAGAUUGUAUGUUCCACUACAUUACACACUUGUUCAACUAUUGACACAUUAUAUUUUAUUCUGUUGGUUUAUUUCAAAACCUCUCACAAUACCUCAAGUAGCUUAAUUUAAUCUACAUUCAUAGAUAAUUGGGCAAUAAUGAGCACUCCAUGGAGUACUGUAUGUUUGCUUAGGCAUAUAUCUGUAAAGAAUUUCUGCAAAUGUUUGUUUCCAUGAAGCAAUGCUCUCUUCCAUUUAGAAGAUUUUUAGAUUUGUCAAUCUUUAAUAGGACUUUCAAUGUUGAAAAAUUCAGCAAUUAUUAAAUCAUAUUACAAUAAUCUUAUUUUUGCUUUCACAUAUAUUUAUCAAAUGUUACACAAUGUUUGUUCCAUAAACUCCCUUGAAAUUUUGAAAUAAAUUUAGAUAUGUCUUUCCAGAGUUAUUGGCCUUUCAUUAAAAAUUUGUCAUUUCUAAGCAUGUCUCAUGAAACUCAAGAGUGCUUGCAAUCCCUAUUUACAAUAUGUGGGUUAACAUGAAAUUGAUUUUGAAGAUUUUGGGAUUUGUUGUGUCAGUGUUGGGUACUUUGAUUAUGAUUUUUUUUUUACAAGUAUCAGCAUGUCUCAGGUUAACUUCAGUUUAACCAGUUUUUAACAGAUCUUUACAAAAUUCCUUUUUUUUUAAUGUAUGAUGAUGAAUUUGUACUUGAAAAAAUUGCUAAAACAAAGGGAUAUCAAGUGGAAAGCAUGCUGUUGUUUAUGCUUAUUGAUCUUCUCGGUUCUUACUCUUUGUACUUUGCCAGCAGCUGAGAAUAAGAAUAUUAAUACAUGAAGGAAAAAACAUGUUGUAUCAAUUACUGAAAAUUUACAAAGUUGAACAAAUGUAGAAUUAAACCUGUUGAAAAUAAAAACAAAUAAAGUACAAUAGCUAGUAUUUAUAUUUUAUCAUCUAUGAUAUGUGACAUUGUCAAAUUUUUCGUUGACCCAACAAAGUGGGCAAACCUGAAAAUUGAACAAUGCCUCAAUAUUGAUAGUUACUGAUUUCUAAAAAGGAUAAUAGAAAUAUCAAUACCCUACACUGUAUAAUGCACAAUAUGCUAAGAUGAUAUAUUAUAACCAAUAAUAACUUUGAAAAUACUUAAAUACUAAUGUCCUAAAAUUUAUUUUAUUUUGCUUUCAGGCUUUUGCAUAUUGAACUCUUCAUAAAAUGCACAUUAAGAUUAUUUUAUCAUGUGUAAGAAUGAUACAGAUUUAAUUGCUUUUGAAGACCAGUUGUUAUAUGAUCUGAUACAUGUUAAAUAUUUAUUGAGAGAUUAUUAUCUGACUACACAUCAGCACACACAACUGUAAUUAGCUAAGUGUUACCAUGACAAGCUUGAGCUUGAUAUCAUGUGGAACAUAUGUAAUUUUAUUACAGACUUCAUAAAAAAACAAGUGUAGUAUACUUUGUGAAAAGCUAAAAAUUGAAAAUCAAUAUUGUUGAUCUUUACUCAGAUAAUGAAAUUUCAAUGGAAUUUUUAAAUGCAGUGAACAAGGCAGCAGCUGUAAAUUGUUUUUUAUGUUAUCACUGCCUGAUAUUGUACAAUAUUGUGUGUUUAUAUUGUAAAUAAAAUAUUUGUGAAUAAUA